CUGAAGAGAUGAAGGAAACUUAAUAAGACUUGGGAACUGAAACCAAACUCUUCCCCCCUCUCUCUGUUACAUUCUGUUUUAUCUUCAUCUCCUUUCUUUGCUCCUCUGCUCUUUUUACCCAUAUCACGAUCUCUCCCUCUACCCGCUCUCUUCUAUCUCUUCACGGCCGCGCUGAAUACCCAUUUCCCAUGCUGUUGUUCCAGUUUCUGGCACCUCUGUGUUCUAUCUCCAUCUCCUAGUUCUCCGGUGGUUAUUUUAUCCUUUGAAGGCAUGUCGUGAUACCCUUUCCUCUGCCACUGCCGCUGUAUCGGUUGGAUCUCUUUCACAAAACCUCUUGGAUGAAAGAAGCAAAAAUGACUUUCAUCUCAUCUCCAUCACUCAGCUCCUUCCCCUAUUCAAUCCUGGAUGCUGACAACGAGAUGAUUGAGUACACAAACUCUCUUAGAAACGUAAUCUUAGAGGCUAACACUGGAAUUCAUCAAGUGUUUAAGAAUAAACUAAGACCCAAAUUAUUGAUUCCUCAUAACCACACAUCGUGCAGUUCUUGGAUAGUAUUUACGUGGAAAAUGUUAUUGAUGAUUUGGUUAUGAAAAAAACUAUUGGGGGUUCUUGGAGAGUUGGCAGAUACACUGGGAACUAAUGCAGGAACUAUGAUACAACAUUAUGUUCCUAGUUGAGGUUUUUUAAAUGAAUGUUUGUCUUCAGAAGGCGGUUUGAUUAGGACCCUAUUGAUCCGCUCUCUAUUUAUGCUUCGGGA
Messenger RNA from Linum tenue, 757 nucleotides. NCBI's taxonomy places the organism in Eukaryota, Viridiplantae, Streptophyta, Magnoliopsida, Malpighiales, Linaceae. The record is from the annotation of a GenBank genome assembly.